Messenger RNA from Sorghum bicolor (sorghum), 1640 nucleotides. RefSeq names its product protein OSB2, chloroplastic. The record is from RefSeq and is a predicted model, not a curated record. Gene Ontology annotation, biological process: mitochondrial DNA replication; positive regulation of helicase activity. Gene Ontology annotation, molecular function: single-stranded DNA binding. The transcript is spliced from 8 exons. The coding region runs from base 95 to 1354 and encodes 419 amino acids. NCBI's taxonomy places the organism in Eukaryota, Viridiplantae, Streptophyta, Magnoliopsida, Poales, Poaceae. Gene Ontology annotation, cellular component: mitochondrial nucleoid.
CCUUCCGCCUUCCCCUUCCACUCUGGGAUUUCUCUCCUCCCCUGCCUCCUCCCCUCGCUAGGGUUUAGGGUUCUACGGCCACCAGGUAGCCACCAUGAUGCACCAUCACCUCUCGCGCGUCCUCACCCGCCGCCUCCUCCUCCUCCCCGUCCCACUCCCCACCGCCGCAACCUCUCCCUACGCCGCGGCGCUCUCCACGCCCCACAGACGCGCGUACGCCCGCCGCGCCAAGCCGCCGGCGCCACCAGCGGCGGACGCCGGCGACCACACCGCCUCCCCUGCAGCGCCGGCUGACUCGGAUGCGAAGGCCACGUGGCAGAGGGAGAAGCUCCCGGGCGAGCUGCCGCGGCCACCGACCAUCCCGUUCCAGCCGCGCGUCGCUAACGCCGUGCACCUCGUCGGCACCGUCUGCGCCCCCGUGCACGUGCAGCAACUGCCCGACGGCAGAUUCUCCGCGGUCUCCGUGCUCGUGCACGACCACGGCAUCAACUUGCCCAAGUUCUGGGUUCCCAUAGUUUUCAAAGAUGACUUGGCACAAGUAGCUGCUUCCCACUUGAAAGAAAAUGACCUUGUCUCCGUGUCUGGGAAAUUAACUUGUGAUUCUCCACCUUUCCAGCUUGCUGAUGGCGAAGCAAACAUUCAGGUGUUAGCAAAUUCGCUGAAAUUUGUUGAUAGUAAAGCUGUUCAAACGGAUGCCAUACUGGAUGAAGAUGAAGGAUUUAUAGAGAUUGUUGAGGCUGAAAAGAAAGUUGAAGCAAAAAGACCCACCUCCAAGUUUCCGCCUGGCACAGUUUCAGGUUAUAGGAACAAGGCAGAUAAGAUAAAUAAGCUCUGGAAUGAUGUUAUAUCUCAUCCACAAGAUUGGAUUGAUAACCGGCCUCAGAAAAAAAAUGGAUUGAGGAGUCCAAAGUAUCCUGAUUUUAAAAGCAAGGUUUCAGAUGAGGCACUCUGGCUUGACAGUGCACCAGCAUCAGUUCGUGAAAAGUUGGAUGAUUUGGUUUUCGGUAGUGGUUGUGCCGCCACAGGAAGAAAAGAUAAACCUUUUGGUAAUGAUACACAAAAAGCAGGUACGAGUACAAGCUGGAUGAACCAUAGGAAGAGCCCAGAUGCUUCUUUUGCAUCGAAACAAAAACUUGAAGAGGACUUGUGGCGAGAUCUUGUGGACAAUCCAGCAAACUGGUGGGACAACCGAACAGACAAGCCGACACCAAAGCAUCCUGAUUUCAAGAACAAGAAUUCAGGGCAAGGUCUAUGGUUAGGAACCAAAUCGCCUCAAUGGGCUAGAGAUGCACUGCCAUCCUUGAAAUUUAAGGGAGGUAGCAAGGGUACAAGGAAAGAAACCUUACUGUCAUGAUGGAUAUGAGCUUUGGCAGCAAUGGUAAGCCCUUGUGCUAUAUGCCCAGCUCUCUGCCUCUCUUACUAAAUAUAUUGGGUCUGUCUCUGCGCAAAAGGCGUGUGGCAAUAUACGCUAACACCUGAUUCAGGUUGAGCACUAGACAAAAUUCAGGUUGGGCCAUUUUGACUUAUCAGGAUGCAGGAUGUAAAUAGUUUCCAAAUUGACGCUUAUUAUGUAAUUGUCACAUCCUGUAGGCUUAAUUCGAUGCCGUUUUGAAUCCUCACGUUUUCGCUGUUGUACUGUA